AUCUUUGAGACGUCUGGAACGCAGCCCGUACGAAGACCCAAAGUUAGUACUCGACUUGAGACGACGCGAGCUCCUGGUAUUCUUUCAGACAGCAUUGAAUACCAGCAAAAGAGCCCCAGGAGAGCUCCCAGUCUACUCCGAUUUUCGAAUCACAGUUCCCUUUGCCAAACUAACCACAAUAUAUCAAACUCAUAAUCAGUCCUCUAAGCGAUUGUCUCACAUAAUCAGCUUUGAUAGCCCGCCCAUCUACCAUCGCCACCUUCACAAUGCGGAGAUUAGUUUCGAUUGUCCCGAUACUGAAAAUAAUUGGAGAGCCAUGGAUUGUUGGUAUCGUCAGACAGAUAUAGUCCAUCGCCACCCCGAAUGGCCCAAACUUCCCGUUAGCUUGCGUAAGACGAAUCCAAUAAUUGAUAUUGGACGAUGGACUACAUUUCGCAUAACUUACGACGAGGAUACCGUGGAUUCUAGACGAUUCGCAUCACUACACGAAGCACUACGAGAUUUCAAUAUUGAAAUCAAAGACGAUGAUGAAUUCAAGGUUGACAUUCCUAAAGUACGGCCUGUGCCGGUCAUUUGGGAUGUGUGCGAUGAGCCGGAAGGCACGAGAUCCGCAAGUGCGGAAUUGAUGGGUGAUUCAUACGUUCUUCUGCCCUUCUCAAUUCGCUACCAGCUCGAAGUUUGCAUAUCCAAUGGCUUUAUUAGCGAGUAUGCUGCCACUAAUGAAGCUUUCGUUCACAGGCUCAAGGACAUAGAGGAGAGAAAGGCUCUGGCGCUUUUGGAGCACGUCGCCACAGACAAGAAAGUAUAUUGGAACCCAAUGGAGAUCUUCGAUAUUUUGUUUCCAAAGGCUUCAACUCGCAGAAAAAUCCCCGCCUAUUGUUGCAUGAUGCAUGCUACAACUGUAACUCCGACAAUGGUGUACUGGGAUACGCCUUCCAUGGAAAUUACCAACCGCGUCAUUCGCAAUUUUUCCCAGUACUCAGAUCGUUUCCUCAGAGUGCGGUUUAAGGGCGAGAAGCUUGAAGGGAGAAUUAAUUCCACUAAUCACAACACUAUGGAUGAGAUUUUCACAAGAAUCAAGCGCACAAUGAGCAAUGGAAUCAAACUCGGAAAUCGCAAAUACGAGUUUCUCGCGUUUGGCAAUUCGCAAUUUCGCGAACACGGUGCCUAUUUCUUUGCGUCGGAUUCCCAAAUUGGUGCUGCACAAAUUCGGGGUUGGAUGGGAGAAUUUUCAGAUAUUAGAAAUAUUGCCAAAUAUGCUGCACGGAUUGGUCAGUGUUUCUCAACCACAAGAGCCAUUUAUACGUGCUCUGUACAGCUCCAGAGAAUACAUGACGUAACCCGAGGAGCAUACACGUUCUCAGAUGGUGUUGGCAGAAUGUCGAGGUUCCUUGCGCAAAUGACCCAGCAGGAACUACAUAUCAAGACACCAGAUCGCGACCCUCCGUCAGCUUAUCAGUUUCGACUGGGUGGUUGCAAGGGUAUGCUUGUUCUUUCAUCACAGGCCAGAGGACAAGAAAUUCAUAUUCGUCCAAGCCAGGAAAAGUUCCCUGCUGAGCAUCAGGGCCUUGAGGUCAUUCGUUGGUCUCAAUUUUCUAUGGCAACGUUGAAUCGACAGCUUAUUUCCGUGCUUUCUUCACUCGGCGUUUCUGAUAGUAUUUUCCAUCAGAAGCUUCAGAGAAUGCUUUCUAGCCUAGAAGAAAUUACUAAAGAUGAUAAAGCUGCUAUGUCCCUUCUACAAAAGUACAUCGAUCCGAACGAAAUGACCUUAACAAUUUCGCAAAUGGUCUCUGACGGGUUUUUGGUUGUUCAGGAACCCUUUCUAGUCUCGCUUCUUUCAUUAUGGAGGGCAUGGCAAAUCAAGUAUCUGAAGGAAAAAGCAAAGAUUGUUAUCGACGGCGGAGCCUGCGUCCUUGGAGUCAUGGAUGAAACUGGCACAUUGCAAGGAUUUUCGAACGAGAAGAUACAAAAUAUUGGAACAUCCCACGAAGAUAGGCUCUCUGCACUUCCUGAAAUUUUUCUCAAAGUUUAUCGCGCUGACGAGAAGAGAUAUUGCGUUAUUGAAGGAGUGUGCCUCCUGGCUCGUAAUCCCUCACUUCAUCCCGGCGACAUUCGAGUGGUCAAGGCUGUCAACAAGCGAGAACUUGGUGAUCUCAAAGAUGUUGUCGUUCUUCCUCAGCUUGGAGAUCGAGAUAUUGCCAGCAUGUGCUCUGGUGGCGAUUUGGAUGGUGAUGACUACCUGGUUAUAUGGGACCAAGACCUUAUUCCAGAAGACUGGUUCCGAACGCCUAUGGAUUAUACGCCCGUGAAAGGGGUUAAUUUGGACCGUCCAGUCACGGUCAAUGAUGUGACUUCUUUCUUCGUCAACUAUAUGAAGAAUGACUGUUUGCCAAAGAUUGCCCAUGCCCAUAUGGCUUGGUCUGACCUGCUGCCAAGGGGAGUUGAGGAAAUAAAGUGCAUUCGUCUAGCUAAAAUGCACUCGGACGCUGUCGACUAUAACAAGACAGGUCAGCCAGCUUAUCUUUCACGAGAACUACGUCCUCGCAAGUGGCCGCAUUUUAUGGAAAAGAACUACAAACCCAAGGAUCAGAUCUACACAUCAAAGAAGAUCCUCGGACAGUUGUAUGACGCCGUAGACCGGGUCGACUUCUACCCCAAUUUUGAAAUGCCAUUCGAUCAACGAAUCUUGGAGUCCGGAAUUGUGGUGAAAGAUGAGUUGGUAGAAUUCUCCAAAGAGCUCAAAGUCAGCUACGAUUUGACCAUGCGGCGCAUUAUGGCUCAACAAGAAAUCCGUACAGAAUUCGAAGUUUGGUCCACAUUCGUGCUAAACCACGCUAACCAAAGCAAGGACUAUAAGUUCCACGAGGAACUUGGCCGCAUUUCAAAAUCAUUGCGAGACCGCUUUCAAGGAGAAUGUUAUGACAAGAUUGGAAGCCGCCAGUUUGAACAUGUGGCGCCUCUCGUGGUUGCGAUGUACAAGGUUACGAGCGAUGAAGUAACCGCAGCGCUGGUCGAGUUUCAUAGCACAAAUCCAAGCCCAGAUUUGAAGCCCAAGAUUAACAGUUUCCCCAUGAUUAGCUUUGCCUGGCUUUUCCCAGACAUCCUCGGACGAAUUGCUCUGCGCUACUUUGAGGAUUCAGAUCCAGCGCUUGUGAAUCCUGCGGUCGAUACUCAAGCCACUGAGCUUAAGGCAGGUAAAGAGACCGGCGGGGUAAAAAUAGACCAAGAUGUCGAAAAAGUGACUACACUCAUAACUGAUGAUUUGAUAUCACUGUUUGAUGACCUGCUCUCCGAGGCUUCUCUAGAACAGAGUCUGGAAAAUCAAAUGAUCGAAGAAGACGCCAACUUGGUGGAAGAUGAGGCCGACAUAAUGCCCAGUGCAAUUGACUCUCUGCAGAACAUGCUUCACGAUUCCGAUGAAGACAAUCUGUAUGACCCAUGAGCAUUCCUGCUGGUGGCGGCUCUCGGGACGGGGAUUAAUGCUAGGCUUCGAAUUCGGCCGAUCAAAGAUGUAAUUACAUUCAUAGAAUAGACAAAUCAAUCGUAAACAUUGAAAUUUUCAAUUAACAGUAUCGUAUGAAAUAAGUAGAAAAAGUAGUAUGGGAGAGGCAACUGUAUUAUCUC
Talaromyces proteolyticus is the source of this 3624-nucleotide messenger RNA. RefSeq names its product RNA dependent RNA polymerase-domain-containing protein. Gene Ontology annotation, biological process: siRNA processing. Lineage: Eukaryota; Fungi; Ascomycota; Eurotiomycetes; Eurotiales; Trichocomaceae. The record is from RefSeq and is a predicted model, not a curated record. Gene Ontology annotation, molecular function: RNA-directed RNA polymerase activity. The transcript has a single exon. Bases 317 to 3442 code for a protein of 1041 amino acids. Gene Ontology annotation, cellular component: nuclear RNA-directed RNA polymerase complex.